GCGGCUAUGCAACAGGUACCUGAGAAAUAGUCCUCUUUGCAUUUUAGAAGCAAAACUACCAAGGUGGAUUUAUAUUUUGCAGAGACUAAUUUCUAAAACAGUUUUACAACAACAGAUUUACAAAAUAUUGCUUUUUUUGAAGACAUCCAUUGUGAACGCGUUAAGUACUCCUUUUCUCAACCAGGUGGACAGUAAUUUUCUCUUUGUUCCAAACAAUUUGUUGGCUUUUUACAGGUUUUACAAGGUCAGUGACUUUCCUAAAACUCCGUUUGAUUCAAGGAGUUCAUAAUGGCCAACUCGGGACUCCAGAUUUUGGGGUUUGCCCUGUCACUACUGGGUUUGAUCGGGUUAGUCGUAGGCACAAUCCUGCCCCAGUGGAAGAUGUCCGCCUAUGUCGGGGACAACAUCAUCACAGCGGUGUCUAUGUACCAGGGAUUAUGGAUGUCUUGUGCAUUCCAGAGCACAGGCCAGAUGCAAUGCAAAGUCUACGACUCAAUUCUGCAACUUGACAGCGCCCUGCAGGCAACGCGUGCCCUGAUGAUCGUGGGCAUCAUUGUGACCGUGGCUGGAUUGGGUGUGGCAACCAUGGGAAUGAAGUGCACCAACUGUGGAGGAGAUGACAAAACCAAGAAGUCUCGCAUCACCAUGACUGGAGGCAUCGUCCUGCUAAUUGGAUCUCUGUGUGCAACUAUCGCCUGCUCGUGGUUUGCUAACAACAUCAUCAAGGAGUUCUACAACCCAUUCGCCCCUGUCAACUCCAAGUAUGAGUUUGGUUUAGCUAUCUUCAUUGCCUGGGCUGGAGCCUUCCUGGACAUAAUUGGUGGUGCCAUGCUCGCAGCAUCCUGCCCCAAGGGCAAACCUACACCCAAAUACCCCAUCGCCUCCAACCGCCCCCCUAGCAGCACCAAGGAAUUUGUCUGAGCAGGAGCCAGCCCUGCUGUCUGGAGGCACAAGGAAAAACCUUGGCAUGUACAUUGCAUCGGUCCAACUCAAGAUAUUAUUUGGGCUCUGCCAAGUCCACCUAGAUAGCAUUCUGUUUUUUAACUAUGUAUGUUUUGAAUUUUAUCCACGGUGUACCCUCAGUUACUGAUAUUGUAAGGAUGUAAUUUUAAGAGAUUUGGUUUUUAUGUUACGUUUUCAAGGACUACUCAUAAUGUUUACUUCUGUCUAAGGGAGCGCAGAGGGUGAGUGUCGGCCUCCGGGAGAACAUUUCAUAUCCCCUUCUCUCACACCAUCACUCCACUUUUCCCAUGUCUAUUACUGUAGUCUACAUGGACAGGCCAGAUGAUUGGAAUGAUUUGGGAUUGCAUUACAACAGCCAAUCCUCCCACAACAUAUUUUAGGAGCCAGGUGGACAUCCAUUGUCUGACUUUUAAAUGUUUAUGCUAGAUAUUUUUUAUUCAAUGCAUAAGACAACACAUCAUAUGAAGCUAUCAGUCAAUACCUUUUUUUGAAGGUCUGGGACUGAGUCCUUCAUAUCUUUAAAAGAUUGCCAGACUAUAUUUACAGUAAUUGCCAUUAUCAGUGGUAAAGGAAAUCAGUGUGAUGCGUUUGGUGAAACAUUUGACUCUCCAUAUUCUCCCUUUUGUCAAGUGUUUUUUUGUUGUUGCUAGUAGCCUACAGUAUGUGUGCUUCAAAGAGACGGUAGAUUUCAAAUACUUUCUGCCACAUUCAGAAUAAUUAACUUUUUAAAUAAAUAAUUAUUUGUUAUUUUUGA
Molecule: messenger RNA, 1717 nt
Organism: Coregonus clupeaformis (lake whitefish)
Lineage: Eukaryota; Metazoa; Chordata; Actinopteri; Salmoniformes; Salmonidae
Product: claudin-7-B-like
Exons: 4
Coding region: 289-921 (210 amino acids)
Biological process (GO): bicellular tight junction assembly; cell adhesion
Cellular component (GO): bicellular tight junction; plasma membrane
Molecular function (GO): structural molecule activity
Source: RefSeq, a predicted model, not a curated record